Messenger RNA from Candidula unifasciata, 774 nucleotides. Lineage: Eukaryota; Metazoa; Mollusca; Gastropoda; Stylommatophora; Geomitridae. The record is from the annotation of a GenBank genome assembly.
AUGUCGGGCAUUCGCGUGCUUGUUGGAUGUAAGAGAGUCAUUGACUAUGCAGUGAAGAUUCGAGUCAAGCCAGACAAAUCAGGGGUCGUCACCGAUGGGGUCAAGCACAGCAUGAACCCCUUUGAUGAGAUCGCUGUGGAGGAAGCUGUGAGGCUGAAAGAGAAGAAGAUUGUUUCAGAAAUCGUCGCUGUGUCUUGUGGUCCCACGCAGUGUCAGGAAGUUCUUCGCACUGCCAUGGCCAUGGGAGCUGACAGAGCCAUCCACGUGGAAGUCGAUCCUGCGACAUACGAUCACCUUCAGCCCUUGCACGUGGCCAAGAUCCUCUCUAAAGUAGCCCAGGAGGAGAAGGUGGACUUGGUCUUAACUGGCAAGCAGGCCAUUGAUGAUGAUGCCAAUCAGACGGGACAGAUGAUUGCAGCCUUGCUCGACUGGCCACAGGCAACUUUUGCUAGUAAGGUGGAGAAAACCAAUGGAGAGUUGAAGGUCCUGCGUGAAAUAGACGGAGGCCUGGAGACAAUCAAGGUCAGACUGCCAGCUGUACUGACCACAGAUCUAAGGCUCAAUCAGCCUCGUUACGCUACACUUCCCAACAUCAUGAAAGCCAAGAAGAAGCCGCUGGUGAAGAAGACGCCUGCUGACUAUGGAGUGGACGUGACACCCAGACAGAAAGUGCUCAAGGUUGAAGACCCACCAGUCAGGCAAGCUGGCGCCAAGCUGGCCAGUGUGGAAGAACUUGUGGCCAAACUUAGAGAUGCUGGUUUAAUACCAACAUGA